Messenger RNA from Xenopus laevis (African clawed frog), 1735 nucleotides. RefSeq names its product autophagy related 12 S homeolog (gene atg12.S). Bases 46 to 444 code for a protein of 132 amino acids. The record is from RefSeq and is marked provisional. NCBI's taxonomy places the organism in Eukaryota, Metazoa, Chordata, Amphibia, Anura, Pipidae. Gene Ontology annotation, biological process: autophagy; autophagy of mitochondrion; glycophagy. Gene Ontology annotation, molecular function: Atg8-family ligase activity. Gene Ontology annotation, cellular component: cytoplasm; protein-containing complex; Atg12-Atg5-Atg16 complex. The transcript is spliced from 5 exons.
CCGACAUUUUGUUUCUGUUCGGGUUAUCACUUGCCAGGACUAAGGAUGGAAGAAGGAAGUGAAAAGCAAAUAGAUUCCACAAAUGAAGGAGGGGAUGCAAAUGCGGAGACCCCGCCGGAGACCGCACCGGCCCCUGUAGUCUCGCCCACUGCUGAAGAGCCAGUUUGCGAAACGAAGCGCAAGAUUGAUGUCCUUCUGAAGGCUGUUGGGGACACCCCAAUCAUGAAGACUAAAAAGUGGACUAUAGAGAAGACCCGUUCAGUUCAAGGUCUAAUGGACUUUAUAAAGAAGUACUUGAAGAUGGAUGCUGUUGAACAAAUUUUUAUCUACGUGAAUCAGUCAUUUGCACCAUCCCCUGACCAGGAAGUAGGAACCUUGUAUGAGUGCUUCGGAAGUGACGGAAAACUGGUUUUGCAUUACUGUAAGUCACAGGCCUGGGGAUGAAGAUUUUGUUGCCACAUCUUCAUUUUUGGGGACCAGUCUUCUGAUUGUAAGAAGAACAUCUGUGAAUUUUGCCAUUGUAUGCCAUGCUGGAUCCUAUAUAUUGUCUGCCGACCACUGGGUCCAGCUGAAGGACAGGACUCUACAGGAAUGGCUGACAAAUUCACCUUGAAUAUAUACUUCCUGCAUUAUCCUGUGUAUGACUGUGAUUCAGAAAUAAGAUGAACAUACAAAAGCUGGUAACACAUAAUCGUAUGGCAAACACCAGGCCAAUCUGCGCUUUAAGCCUGUACGUGGGUGGUGAUUUUACCUGGUCAGUUCACAUCUUUAUCCUGCUGCAAGUGAACCAUUAGUUCACUGAAAGUGCUGUGAAUAAACUUUGCUGCCAGGUUUCAAACAUUUUUCUUUCCUUUUCAGCCUUAUCCUUAAUUAAUAGGGCAAUGCAAUGGUCUGCCCAAACAUCUAUACAGACGUAUGAUCAGCAAAGAAGUGGUCAAAAUUCCAGUUUUGCCCCAGUGCCAUAAAAUUUGGGUGCUUUAGUUAGAUGUUUAAUAGGCUGUGCAUAAUAAAAAUGUUUCUAAUAUAGUUAGCCAAAAUGUAAUGUAUAAAGGCUCGAUGUCUCCCAUAAUAGCCAGAACACUACUUUUCAGCUCUAUAACUCUGAUUUAGUCAGUGACUUUAAUGGGAGCCCACAUGAGACAUAUAUGUUCAGUGAGUUUGCCAUUGAUCCUCCGCAUUCAGCUCAGAUUCAAAAGCAACAGUUAUGACCCCUCAAGUCACUGAUUGGUUACUGCCUGGUAACCAAUCCGUGGAAACCAAGAGAACUGAAAAGCAGGAAGUAGUGUUCUGGCUAUUAUGUUACACAUCCAGUCACUCCAGCCUUUAUACAUUACAUAUUUGGCUAACUAACUAUAUUAGAAACAUUAUUUAUUUUGCACAGGCUAUCUAUUUACCCAGUUUUUAUUUUUAUACUGAACAAUUUAAGAAUAUCUUAAUAAAUAUAUAUAUAUAUAUAUAUAUAUAUAUAUAUAUAUAUAUAUAUAUAUAAUUCCUGAGGAUUAUUAAAGUUGAGCAGAAGAUUAUAGCUUUGGCACAUCAUCUACCCUGUACAUUGUUCCUGAGCAUGCAGGGCCCCUUACAGGACACACAGUGCAAUUGUCCCUAUGUCGUCGCAUGCACAAGGAUUGUUUAAACUGGGAAGUUACUCAAGAGGAGAAUUCUUACGACAACCAUCCGCAAAACAGUGAUACUGGCAAGGAUGUAACAUCAUUAAAGACAAUGAUGCAAAUUUAAA